AUAACCGACAGUCUAUAUCUACAUACAACUGAUUAAUAGUAUAAAUUAUGAUAAUUUUGCUGCUUUCCUUGUUUUCUGGUGUUGUUCACACUCUUCCUCUGCUCCAGUUCUUUCCGUAUGGACGGUCACAUGGUGACGUGUCACUUCCGAUCAAUGAUGACAGCUAUUCCUCCAGUAUUCCUAUACCGGUCCCGUUUCCGUUUUUUGGAGACAUUCAUCGCUCUUUGUAUGUCAAUAACAAUGGUGAUGUUUCGUUUGUCAACCCUCUAAGUCAGUACACGUCGGAGGCUUUCCCCAUUACUGGUUCUCAUCAUAUCAUAGCACCCUUCUGGACUGACAUUGAUACAAGGAAAGGGGGAACUGUUUGGUACCGUCAGUCAGUCUUGCCAAACCUACUUCAUAGAGGAACAAACAAAAUAAGAAGUGUUUUCCCCGAGCUUUCAAACUUUGAAGCGACUUGGAUGCUUGUGGUCACAUGGGAGGAUGUCGCGUUUUAUGGUGCCGACGCAACAGGCAGAAGAAAGAAAAACACAUUUCAGGCCGCUCUGUUGACGGAUGGGACUCAUUCGUUCGCUAUUUUUAACUACAACAAGAUCACGUGGACCACUGGAACGGCCAGUUCUGGAGAUUCCAGUACGGGUCUUGGAGGCACGCCCGCCCAGGUUGGUUUUAACAAUGGCGACGGUGUUCAUUACUUCAGUGUGGAGGGCUCCAGAACCAACGCGAUACUCAACCUACCUAGCAUGUCAAACAUUGGAAUCCCGGGACAGUUCGUGUUUAGAAUCGAUGAGGCGAAUAUCAAAAGCGCAGAUAACGAGUGUCGGAGUUCCCCCUGUGUUCAUGGGAACUGUAAUGAUUUGGUGAACAUGUACACGUGUCAUUGUGACCCUGGAUAUACCGGUGUAAACUGCCAGACAGAUAUCAAUGAGUGUCGGAGUUCCCCCUGUGUUCAUGGAAACUGUAGAGAUUUGGUGAAUAUGUACAUCUGUCAUUGUAACCCAGGAUAUACCGGUGUUGACUGUCAGACAGAUAUCAAUGAGUGCCAGGGAUCCCCCUGUCUUCACGGAAACUGCUCUGAUUUGGUGAAUAUGUACAUCUGUCAUUGUAACCCUGGAUAUACUGGUGUAAACUGUCAGACAGAUAUCAAUGAGUGUCGGAAUUCCCCCUGUGUUCAUGGAAACUGUAGUGAUUUGGUGAAUAUGUACAGCUGUCAUUGUGACCCAGGAUAUACCGGUGUAAACUGUCAGACAGAUAUCAAUGAGUGUCUGAGUUCUCCCUGUCUUCACGGAAACUGCUCUGAUUUGGUGAACAUGUACAGCUGUCAUUGUGACCCAGGAUAUACCGAUGUAGACUGUCAGACAGAUAUCAAUGAGUGUCAGAGUUCACCCUGUGUUCAUGGAAACUGCUUUGAUUUGGUGAAUAUGUACAUCUGUCAUUGUGACCCUGGAUAUACCGGUGUUGACUGUCAGACAGAUAUCAAUGAGUGUCGGAGUUCCCCCUGUGGUCAUGGAAACUGUAGUAAUUUGGUGAACAUGUACACGUGUCAUUGUGACCCUGGAUAUACCGGUGUAAACUGCCAGACAGAUAUCAACGAGUGUCGGAAUUUCCCCUGUGUUCAUGGAAGCUGUAGUGAUUUUGUGAACAUGUACAGCUGUCAUUGUGACCCUGGAUAUACUGGGGUAAACUGUCAGACAGAUAUCAAUGAGUGCCAGGGACCCCCCUGUGUUCAUGGAAACUGCUCUGAUUUGGUGAAUAUGUACAUCUGUCAUUGUAACCCUGGAUAUACCGGUGUAAACUGUCAGACAGAUAUCAAUGAGUGUUGGAAUUCCCCCUGUGUUCAUGGAAACUGUAGUGAUUUGGUGAACAUGUACAGCUGUCAUUGUGACCCAGGAUAUACCGGUGUAAACUGUCAGACAGAUAUCAAUGAGUGUCUGAGUUCUCCCUGUCUUCACGGAAACUGCUCUGAUUUGGUGAACAUGUACAGCUGUCAUUGUGACCCAGGAUAUACCGAUGUAGACUGUCAGACAGAUAUCAAUGAGUGUCAGAGUUCACCCUGUGCUCAUGGAAACUGCUCUGAUUUGGUGAACAUGUACAUCUGUCAUUGUAACCCAGGAUAUACCGGUGUUGACUGUCAGACAGAUAUCAAUGAGUGUCGGAGUUCCCCCUGUGUUCAUGGAAACUGUAAUGAUUUGGUGAACAUGUACACGUGUCAUUGUGACCCUGGAUAUACCGGUGUAAACUGCCAGACAGAUAUCAACGAGUGUCGGAAUUCCCCCUGUGUUCAUGGAAGCUGUAGUGAUUUUGUGAACAUGUACAGCUGUUAUUGUGACCCAGGAUAUACCGGUGUAGACUGUCAGACAGAUAUCAAUGAAUGUCGGAGUUCCCCCUGUGUUCAUGGAAGCUGUAGUGAUUUGGUGAACAUGUACAGCUGUCAUUGUGACCCUGGCUAUGCGGAUGUAAACUGUCAGACAGAUAUAGAUGAAUGUGCAAGCUCUCCCUGUGUGCAUGGCGCAUGCGUUGAUGACGUCAACAGAUAUACCUGUGUUUGUGACUCCUUUCUAUUUGUCGGAUAUCGCUGUACAACCAUCAAUCUUUCUCUGCUGGUUCCUGCAGUGUGUGGCGCGAUAUUGUCCCUGAUAUUUCUACUCUUUCUUUUAUGGAAACGAUUCAGAAGAGAAACACCUGACGACUGUUCAGGAAUUAUCGUGUUUAAGGACUCGUCAUUAGGACCAGCCAAGAAAAUCUUCUCGAGCGGGGGGAAACUUCCGUCAAGCUUGUCCUUUUCCUGACAAUGUUUAAUUUCGAUAUCUAAUUUUCAGUGUUUUCCGUUAGUCCCCAUUUUGGAAAAACAUCGACACUUCAGUUCGAAUUUUCGUCCAGCCGUAAGAAACUUUCACAAAUUCUGUAACUUCACUCCAGUUUUCAUGUUUGAUAUACAUUGUACAUUUUCUUGUGUUAAUAUUCUGGGUAAUUCGUGACGUAAAAACAAAUUCAACCGUUCACACCAUCGAUUGGGAACAAGUCUCUUUAUUCAGUCUCCGAUAUAAUGAUGCAUACAUAUUUCUUUUUAUUCUGUGAACAGUCUCUCUCACAUUCAGGUGUACAUAUUUAUAUUUAUUCUGUGAACAAUCUCAUAUUGAUAUGUACAUAUUUCUUUUUAUUCUGUGAACAGUCUCUCUCACAUUCAGGUGUACAUAUUUAUAUUUAUUCUGUGAACAAUCUCAUAUUGAUAUGUACAUAUUAAUUUUCCAUUUAUUUUUAUUCUGUGAACAUUCUCUCUUAUAUUGACUUGAACAUAUUUAUUCUUAUUCCGAGAACAAUCUCACAAUGACGUUUAGAUAAUAUUUAUUUUUAUUCUGUAAACAUCCCCACUCAUAUUGACGUGUACAAACUCAUUUUAAAGUCUUUCAUAUUUUCUUUAUUUGCAUUUUGUCUGUCAUGUCACAUCUACUAUAUUUUGUCGACCUGUGAUAUUCGCGAAGUUUUGUAUUCGUUUGUAUUAUAUUCUGUUUAUUUGUAAUAUUCGCGAAGCCUUAGAGUUGUUUGUAUUAUAUUCUGUUUAUUUGUAAUAUUCGCGAAGCCUUAGAGUUGUUUGUAUUAUAUUCUGUUUAUUUGCACAUUUAUUAUGAUGACAAUAUACAAAAGCUAGUUGAAUUUG
This is a messenger RNA of Ostrea edulis (European flat oyster), 3658 nucleotides long. RefSeq names its product fibropellin-1-like. The transcript is spliced from 22 exons. Gene Ontology annotation, biological process: cell-matrix adhesion. Bases 48 to 2789 code for a protein of 913 amino acids. Gene Ontology annotation, molecular function: calcium ion binding. The record is from RefSeq and is a predicted model, not a curated record. Lineage: Eukaryota; Metazoa; Mollusca; Bivalvia; Ostreida; Ostreidae.